Trypanosoma rangeli is the source of this 678-nucleotide messenger RNA. RefSeq lists its product as uncharacterized. Lineage: Eukaryota; Euglenozoa; Kinetoplastea; Trypanosomatida; Trypanosomatidae. Gene Ontology annotation, molecular function: protein binding. The coding region runs from base 1 to 678 and encodes 225 amino acids. The transcript has a single exon. The record is from RefSeq and is a predicted model, not a curated record.
AUGGACGUCGCCGCUCUAUUGGCGGAGUAUUUGCGAGCCCCAGUGCCUAGUCGUAGGGGGAUGGUGGCCUCCAACUCGCGCCUCUUCACCCCUGACAUGGUGGCGGCUUUAGAUGAAGCCUACGCAACAUUACUUCAGGCGCGGAGUCAGGCAAGAGACGCCUAUCGGAGUAUUGACGAUGUUAUGGGGAACAUUGAUCUCCCCUCACUGCCCAGACUGACCCCGAUGGAGCGGAGUGAGCUGGACCUGACAGAGGAGGCGAUUAUUGCACAAUUUGCGGACCACCUCUCGACGUUGCUAGCUCAAGGAGCGAUGACAGGCGCUGCGUUGGCGGGAGAAGCACUCUCGGUGGGUGGUACGAGCUGCAAUUUUGCCAAGCCGUGGCAUAAGCAGUGCUCUAUCGUGUUGGCGAUUCUGUCCUUCUUGCCGGUUGAGUUCACCUUCAAUGUGGCGGAAAACGUGUGCAAGCUCUGGCGAACGUGGUUGUACGUUUCUGCGGAUUCGCAGGCCUUUUGGACGGGUUGCGUGCAGCAGGAGUUUCCGGAGACUCUGCAGGCGCUGCUGCAGUUGCAAGACGUGGACCUGUACCAGAGUGACUGGCGCACUAUUGCAAUGGUGUGCUGCGCUGACAAGGACAAGGGGGUGUUGGUGGAAGAAGAAGAAUUGCCCGUGUCGUAA